GAAGUUCAAUGUCCAAGAAAGUCGAUUCUGUUCCAAAAUGGACCUGUGGCAGCUGGCUGCAGACGCGCUGGCCCACAAUAAGAAAGCCGCUCUUCUGAUCGGCGGGGCUGGCGUUGCCGUUUUGGGACUAGGUCUUGGUUAUAAAUACCUGCGAAAGCCAGAAAAAGUUGUUCGUGUAGGCGUAGUGUCGCAGCUUUUCAUUCACCCUCUCAAGUCUGGCAAAGCGCUGUCUUUGGCUCUCGCAGAAUGCCAGAAAUUCGGCUUUAAGUUUGGAGAUCUGCAGGAUCGGCACUGGAUGGUGGUCACAGAAGACGGUCACAUGGUUACAGGCAGACAGGAGCCUCGUUUGGUGUUGGUGUCUCUGACAUGCGAGGGAGGUCAUGUUUGUCUGAACGGCCCAGACAUGGAGGAGCUGCGAUUCCCCUUCAGACAGACUGACAAACCCGUCAUCGACUGCAGAGUGUUUGGAGCUGACAUUCAGGGACGGGAUUGUGGCGACGAAGCAUCGCGCUGGCUCACUCGUUAUUUGGGGGCUGAGAAAACCUUUCGCUUGGUGCACUUUGAACCCCAGAUGAAGGCUAGGAGGCCGGCAGAGAGCGAGCCUCUUUUCCCAAAAUAUGAGCAGGUGGCCUACCCAGAUUAUGGACCUGUGAUGCUGCUGUCCGAGUCCUCUGUCAAGGAUCUCAGCAGCAAGUUAGAGAAGGAUGUCACGGCGGAGCGCUUCCGCCCAAACAUUGUCAUAAGUGACUGUGAAGCAUUCGAUGAGGAUACAUGGGAAGAGAUCCAGAUUGGCAGCGUGAGACUGCAGCGUGUAAUGUCAUGUGGACGAUGUAUUUUUACCACAGUUGACCCUGAAACGGGUAUUAUCACCCGAAAAGAGCCUCUGGAAACACUGAAAAGCUAUCGUCUGUGCAAACCAUCUGAGAAGCACAUCUACAAAGCGUCUCCGUUGUUUGGACAGCUGCACACUGUGAAGAAGCCGGGAAUCCUGCAGGUUGGCGAUGUGGUGUACAAGAUCAGCCGCUGAAUGAGGGAGUCAGAGAAGGAAGAACAUGCCGACAAACAUAUGGUCAUUUUUUUUUCUAAAGGAGGAAGAAUUCUUUGUUAUCAGCAGUGUCACUUUAUAAUCACUGAACUUAAAUAGAUAUAGUGCUACACAUGAAUAAUAAAGGUAUAGUACACUAAAAUGUAUUAUUAUUGAUUGAAGAUAACAUGAAAAUAAUAAAAAUGCAAGUAAUCAACAGUUUUUUUUAUUGUGGUGGAUUGUAUAAAUUCUAUGUCAGAUGGGUUGUUAAACAAUAAUUGUGCUUGUAUUAAAAAGAAUUCCAAGCAACUGCACAUUGAGUUCACCCGAUAAUUAAAUUCUGAAAGUACAUGCUGCUAUUAAAGAGAGAAAUGAAAACUG
This is a messenger RNA of Micropterus salmoides (largemouth bass), 1405 nucleotides long. RefSeq names its product mitochondrial amidoxime reducing component 1 (gene marc1). Gene Ontology annotation, biological process: nitrate metabolic process. The transcript has 7 exons. Gene Ontology annotation, cellular component: mitochondrial inner membrane. Gene Ontology annotation, molecular function: pyridoxal phosphate binding; molybdopterin cofactor binding; molybdenum ion binding. Lineage: Eukaryota; Metazoa; Chordata; Actinopteri; Centrarchiformes; Centrarchidae. The record is from RefSeq and is a predicted model, not a curated record. Bases 38 to 1027 code for a protein of 329 amino acids.